This is a messenger RNA of Camelina sativa (false flax), 572 nucleotides long. RefSeq names its product NADH dehydrogenase [ubiquinone] 1 alpha subcomplex subunit 2. The record is from RefSeq and is a predicted model, not a curated record. Lineage: Eukaryota; Viridiplantae; Streptophyta; Magnoliopsida; Brassicales; Brassicaceae. Gene Ontology annotation, cellular component: respiratory chain complex I.
UCUUUCUUUGUCUGUUUUGUGACAUCUGAAGAGUUUGAGAGGAAGAAGAAGAGCGAGACAUGGCAUGGAGAGGAAGCAUAUCGAAGUCUAUGAAAGAGCUUAGGAUUCUUCUUUGUCAAUCGUCUCCAGCUAGUGCUCCCACCAGAACGUUUGUUGAGAAGAAUUACAAAGAUUUGAAGUCUCUAAACCCUAAAUUCCCAAUCUUGAUCCGUGAAUGUAGUGGGAUCCAGCCUCAGAUGUGGGCAAGAUUUGAUAUGGGUGUUGAGAGGUGUGUAAACUUGGAUGGGCUGAGCGAGCCACAGAUUCUAAAGGCCCUUGAAAACCUUGUGAAAUCCGGAGCUACAGGAGCAUAAGGUUGUUUGUCUGUUUAUCUAAAUGAUGCCGAAUAAGAUUUUACCGGAAACUCGUUUGACAUUUCCUGUCAUUCUUUUUACUUUGUAACUCCGUGGUGUCAUAUCGCCUUGCGUUUGAGUUGGUUAUUUUUGUAAUCCCUGAACUUGGAAUGAUUCGUACCAGUCCAUAAAAUGGAAACCAUAUGAAAGAGAAAAUAAACAAUAACAAGUGUAGAGAAA